Acanthochromis polyacanthus (spiny chromis) is the source of this 3208-nucleotide messenger RNA. RefSeq names its product all-trans-retinol 13,14-reductase-like. The record is from RefSeq and is a predicted model, not a curated record. Gene Ontology annotation, molecular function: all-trans-retinol 13,14-reductase activity. Lineage: Eukaryota; Metazoa; Chordata; Actinopteri; Pomacentridae. The coding region runs from base 242 to 2074 and encodes 610 amino acids. The transcript has 11 exons.
ACAGAGGUCAAACACUGGAGUGUGUGGUUAUGAAACACAGCAGAUACAGAUGUCUCCUUUCUUUCAAUGUAAGGGGUCGCUCUCAUAUCUGAUUGGUCCAAACGGCCGGACGCGCUGCCAUAGGAAGGUUCUGAUUGGUCAGUUUUCUCGCUGUCAGUCAUGUGGGCGGUAUUUAAAAGCGAAGUAACAAGGAAGUGACCGCCCAGAUGUCUGAUUGUCACCGGGGCAACGUACAGCUACAAUGUGGAUCAUUGUGCCGAUUAUUUUAUUUGCUAUAGUUAUAUUUGUAUUAAAAUAUGUCUUCAGCAGCCCCGGACCGAAUCCUUUCGAGAGGGACACCCGAGAACCGCUUAAGAAGAUGGUUCACGACCGGAAAGAGAAGAAUAAAGUCCUGAAACAAGGUUUCUUGGCCAGUAAAGUCCCAGACAACCUGGACGCCAUCAUCAUCGGCAGCGGGAUCGGUGGACUCGGACUCGGGGUGCUGCUGGCCAAAGUUGGAAAGAAAGUCUUGGUUCUGGAGCAGCACGGUCGGGCUGGAGGAUGCUGCCACACAUUUACUGAGAAGGGCUUCGAGUUUGAUGUUGGAAUCCACUACAUCGGGGACCUGCUGGACCACAAGCCGUUCCGCUGCAUGCUGGACCAGAUGACGGACGGACAGCUGCAGUGGGAGCCUCUGGACAACCCGUUUGACCACGUGGUUCUGGGACCUCCAGAGAACCGGCGGCGGUACCCCAUCUACAGCGGCAGGACUCGCUUCCCCGAGGAGCUGAAAAAGUGCUUCCCUGGAGAGGAGAAGGCCAUCGACGAGUACGUGAGGCUGGUGAAGCAAGUUGGUCGGGGUAUUUGGCUCAUGGCCAUGCUGAAGCUCCUCCCCGUCCCCGUGGCCAAGUUCCUGGUCUACACCGGCCUCGUCCAGCGUCUCUCCUUCUUCUUCAAAAUGGCUCAUCACAGCCUGACAGACGUGGUCAACGAGCUGACGGAGAACAAGGACCUCAGGGCUGUUUUCACCUACAUCUUCGGCACCUACGGUAACAUGCCCAAAGACGCCAGCUUUUCCAUGCACAGUUUGUUGGUCACUCACUACCUGAACGGCGCCUGGUAUCCUAAAGGUGGAGCCACUGAAAUAGCCUAUCACAUGAUCCCCAUCAUUGAGAAGGCAGGAGGAGCUGUUCUGGUUCGAGCUCCUGUCAACCGCAUCUUAUUCAACGAUUCUAAGGAAGCUGUUGGUGUGAGCGUGAUGAAAGGUCAGGAGGAGGUCCAUAUCCACGCACCCAUGGUCAUCUCUGACGCCGGCAUCUUCAACACCUACCAGAAGCUGCUGCCCAAAGAGCUGCAGGCCAUGCCGGCCAUCCAGAAGCAGCUGGGCAUGAUGAAGAACGGCGAAGGAGGUCUGAGUAUUUUCUUGGGUCUGAAUGGAACCAAGGAUGACCUGGGCCUGAAGGCAGACAACUACUGGAUCUUUUCUGAGAACAAUUUUGAUGAAUUGGUGGAGGAAUAUUUGAAGGGAGACAGAGAGGACUCUGCUAAAAAAGUACCUUUGCUGUUUGUCGCCUCUCCAUCGGCUAAAGAUCCAACCUGGGAGGAAAGAUCACCAGGAAAGUCUACUUUGAGUCUGGUCAGUUUUGCCAACUAUCAGUGGUUUGAGGAGUGGAAGGACGACAAAGUGACGAACCGAGGACAGGACUACAAAGCUCUGAAACAGGCGUUCAUCGACUCUAUUCUGGAGGUGGUUAUGGAUGUUUUCCCCAAGAUCACCAGAGACAAGAUCGAGUACGUCGACGCUGGAACCCCCAUCACUAACACCCAUUACAUCGGAGCCCCUAAAGGUGAGAUCUAUGGAGCGGAUCACGGCGUCGCCCGGUUCUGUCCUGAUGUCAACGCCACAGUGAGACCUCAGACUCCUCUGAAGAACCUCUAUCUGACAGGUCAGGACGUGUUUGUUUGCGGUUUCGCUGGCGCCCUCGCCGGAGCUCUCACCUGCGGCUCGGUCAUCCUCAACCGCAACCUCCACCUGGACGCCAUCGCUUUGGCAAAGAAAACCAAAUUCAUGAACGAGAAAUUGAAAGGGGAGUAACUUCUCAGCUGAGUGACCGCUACAUACUGGAAUUAACCACCACUGUGCUGCAACACUACAGAUCAAAGGCCUGCUGUGAGCCUGAAAGCUUAUGAAUCAAUAUAAUAAAGUGGAAAGUUUAAUUUUCCACAUUACCUCAUACCGGCACUGAGCUGCUUUAACUUUGGACUGCUUCUGUUUUUGCUAAAUAAAGGUGGGGGGGUAGAGGGGGCAGGCUGCCACCCACCUCCCCGCACUCUCUCCGCCCUGACUCCAGCCACUUGGUCACUUUAUUUGGAACGGAAACUACGAUGUCAAAGGGACUACGAGUUUAUUUCUUUUUAUCUGAUCUCCAGCUCAGUGAGUUAAGGGUUGGAGUUAAGGAUAACCUGAAACUGCAGGUUGCUGGUUCAAGACCAGACCCUUCUUAAAUUUUUUGAAAAACUUAGACAAAGAAAAAGGCCAGAGGUGGGUCUUAAACCUGCUACCUUCCAUUUGGUAGUCUCUCCUCUUAUCCCCCUGAGCUACUUGCUCAGAUACUAAUUUUUCUUUUUUUGCGCAUUUAUCAUCUAUUUUUGUCAUUUUCGAGGCUUUUUUUUUUUUAAACUCGAGUCUCGACUCAACCAUUUUUCGCAGGGGGUUGGACUUCACCCUUUGUGCUGGAGGGUUGAACCCUCAGUUCCAAGACUUUCCAAAGCCUCCAGACCUCCCGAGUCCUCAGGACCUGAGCUUUGACACAGUCUGAGGGCUGAAAUUUUCUAAGUCCCACAGUAGGACUGAAAUCUUGAAAGUUUCUCAGCAGUUCUGUUAGUUUGAACUUUCUGGUUAACAGAAGCCUUAAAACUUGUGACCAUGAGUCUUGAUUUCACAUUUAGAACAUCCAUCUGAGUUCUUCUCAGACCUUCACCUGUGGGUUCUUUAGAAAUCCUGAACAUCUUUGAUUCUCUUCACUGAACAGAAAAGUUUGUGGAGAUCAGAAGGUAACAUUAUUUUGAUCAGUGCCUUCAGCUACUAGUAGACUUUAUCUGGAAAGCAGUUUUCUGAAAUGAGCUCUUAGUAAAUCUGUCCACAGUCAAACCAAGAACAUAGAAAGAGGAAAUGUUUGAAGAAACAACUUGUUUUCAUUUCAGACUAUAAAACGCUUUAAGACCUUUA